This is a messenger RNA of Penicillium brevicompactum, 1299 nucleotides long. Its product is annotated as taxilin. Bases 1 to 1299 code for a protein of 432 amino acids. The record is from RefSeq and is a predicted model, not a curated record. NCBI's taxonomy places the organism in Eukaryota, Fungi, Ascomycota, Eurotiomycetes, Eurotiales, Aspergillaceae. The transcript has 5 exons. Gene Ontology annotation, molecular function: syntaxin binding.
AUGUCGUCAACCGCCAUGGCGAAGAAGAACAAGGCGAAGAAGACCGCCGACCCGAAUGAGACUUCCAAACUACUGGCCGCCAAAAUCUCUCAGUUGGAGCAGGAUGCUGCGGGCGAGAAGGACCAAGAGGCGGAAAUUGAGCGCGAUGUCAAGAAAGCAACCCGGGAUCUCAACCAGCUUUUGAAUGGCAUCGAAUCGCCGAUGACUCGCCUCGAAACCGUCCACAAGAAGUACAUCGAGCUUUUGACCGAUAUGAAGAAGCUAGACCGGGAACACACCAAGAGCAAGAAGAGGGCCGACCAAUUGCAGAAAGAUCAGGACAAGGGCAAGUCCGAUCUCAGCAAGACCGUAACUAUGAAGGAUAAGCUGGAAAAGUUGUGUCGGGAGCUCACCAAGGAGAACAAGAAGGUCAAGGAUGAGAACAAAAAGUUGGAGGACACCGAGAAGAAAGCCCGGGUGAUUGUUAACGAACGCCUCGAUUCUCUGCUCUACGACAUCCAAGACGUUAUGGCCGCCAAGGGCAACCCGCGCAGUGAGAAAGUGGAUGUUGAUACGGAGGAAGCGCUUCGUACUAAGAUAAAGACCGUGAGCGACCAAUUUGAUUCGCGCGACUCACAGUACCGGUCUCUUCUCCGAAGCAAGGAUUCCGACAUACAAAGUCUUGCCUCCCGGCUCGAAGACCAGCGCCGUGCUGGGGAGGUCGAGGGGAAUCGCUGCCGGGCUUUGACGUCUCAAGUUUCAACUUUCACCCACACCGAGGCCGAAUUGCGCAGUCAGCUCAACAUCUACGUGGAAAAGUUCAAACAGGUUGAGGACACUUUGAACAACAGUAACGAUCUUUUCCUUACGUUCCGCAAGGAAAUGGAAGAAAUGUCAAAGAAAACCAAGCGCCUGGAGAAGGAGAAUCACACGUUGAACCGAAAGCACGAACAAACUAAUCGCAACAUUUUGGAAAUGGCAGAGGAACGCACCCGGAAUCACGAAGACUUGGAAAGAUGGCGUCGCAAGUGCCACCACCUGGAAGCCCUGUGCCGACGCAUGCAAGCCCAGGGCCGAGGCGAGGGACUGGCUCUAGCUGAAGGCGAUGACCACCUCGAGGGUGACGAUGAAGGUACUGAAAGUGAGUACGAUGAUGACUAUGAGGAUGAUGAGGACGGUAUCAGCGAGGAGGAAGACCCCGAGCCACCCCUCCUCCGUGUCAAUCAGCCCUCAGAGAAGCCUGUCUUCGGGCCGACCCCACCUCCGAACCUAUUGGAAGCCCGGGCAAAUGGCAAUCCGGUGUUAAAUGGCUGUCACUAA